Carassius gibelio (silver crucian carp) is the source of this 850-nucleotide messenger RNA. RefSeq names its product BLOC-1-related complex subunit 7. The record is from RefSeq and is a predicted model, not a curated record. Gene Ontology annotation, cellular component: BORC complex. The transcript is spliced from 5 exons. Lineage: Eukaryota; Metazoa; Chordata; Actinopteri; Cypriniformes; Cyprinidae. The coding region runs from base 35 to 397 and encodes 120 amino acids.
AAUUGUCCCUCGCCUGGAACCGUAGUAAACAGUGAUGGCUUCCUCCGAGACGCAGCCUCGCUUCGGUCAAUCUGUUAAAGGUUUAUUGUCUGAUAAAGUCACUUCUUGCAGUGGAGAUGUGAUCGCCCUAACCCGUCAAGUGUUGAAAGGAUCCAGGAGCCAAGAACUACUCAGUCAGGCAGCGAGAAAUAUGGUAAUUCAAGAAGAUGCAAUUCUGCAUUCUGAAGAUAGUCUACGGAAGAUGUCUAUUAUAACAACCCACUUGCAGUAUCAGCAAGAGGCCAUUCAAAAGAAUGUAGAACACUCCAAAAACCUGCAGGACCAGCUCAAACACUUGAUGAAAUUACAGAGCCCUUCUAAUAACAUGCUGUGGAUAUCGCAUUCUCUAGUUUUCUAGUGAUUUUAACAGUAGAUUACAUUGCUUUUUGAGAUGACUCAUUGCAUAGCAGAUUGCUAGUUAAAAAAAAAGAGGCAGAGACCAACAUCCUCCUAUUCUCUAACACCUGAUUUUGGAUGGUUGUGAAAAACAUGCAUAAGACCUUCAAGUGAAGGCUUUACUGUGGGAGAUUGUUUCCAGUAUUCAUAUUUGUCUUUUUGAAAUGAUAGUGCAAUGUCAAAACAAUAUACUGUUUUUGUCUCAUCUUUUAGUGUAAGAACAUUUGCUUUUAGACUUUUAGAUCCUGCAUAGUCAAAAUUUCCCAAUUCACUGUACACCAAAUGUACAAAUUGUAUUUUCUUGUUAAUUUAUUUAUGUUUUUUUUUUUUUAUGAUGUUGCUGUGCCAAAUUAACUUGAAUAUUUUUUUAGGUUUAGGCUUGGAACAACUUUAAUAAAUGUAUGUGGAAAAGCAA